AUGCAAAAUGUUGCCCAGAUUGGUGGCCAAGUUAUUGCACUUGCUGUCGCAGGACAGAUCUACCGAUCGCGGGCCAUUGAAAAUCUGCGUUCUACUCUUGCUGGCCACGGAUACUCUUACUCAGAAAUUUGGAGCGCGGUGGCCGGUGCGCAGAGUACAUUGUUUGAGGAGCUGGAGGGUACACUAUGGGAUCGAGCAAUUGAUGCCAUCUCGCAGGCAAUGCGGAUGACGUUUGUGCUAGUUCCCGUUGCUGGAGCCGUUAUGUUUGUUGCGGCAAUGUUCAUGAAAUGGGAGAAGCUUUUCGGCCAUGGUGUUGCUGUAGGUGGUUAA
Messenger RNA from Penicillium egyptiacum, 330 nucleotides. Lineage: Eukaryota; Fungi; Ascomycota; Eurotiomycetes; Eurotiales; Aspergillaceae. The record is from the annotation of a GenBank genome assembly.